This is a messenger RNA of Scheffersomyces amazonensis, 2842 nucleotides long. RefSeq names its product alpha-mannosyltransferase. The coding region runs from base 435 to 2720 and encodes 761 amino acids. Gene Ontology annotation, molecular function: alpha-1,3-mannosyltransferase activity. The transcript has a single exon. NCBI's taxonomy places the organism in Eukaryota, Fungi, Ascomycota, Pichiomycetes, Serinales, Debaryomycetaceae. Gene Ontology annotation, biological process: protein O-linked glycosylation. The record is from RefSeq and is a predicted model, not a curated record. Gene Ontology annotation, cellular component: Golgi apparatus.
AUCUCUCUGAAAACUAUAGAAUUUCAAAGUGGGGUAUGUUAUGAUUUAUAGGUAUUUCAAUUAGGCUAGUCUUUGACAAUAGUACAUUUGAAAUCUUUACAUAACCGAAUUAUAACUGGUGGUAGAUUCUCUCAUUUAUAUCUGUAAAUUAUUUCAAGGCUAUGCAUUGCUGUUGAUUUUAGAAAAGAAUAUCUUCUGUACAGAGUUGACAUGUGUGAUUAUUACAAGGCUAACACACGCCUCAUUACCUAUUGAAGACACAGGGUUCAAAAAUUCAACUAUAAGAUAAUAAAAUAUUAAUAAAAAUAAAUGCAAUAAUUUCAUCUUCCUUUGUAGAUCUGACUUAAGAAGUGGGGACAUUUAUAAACUCUAAUUGCCAAGCUGUUGUCUGGUUUUUAUAUAUCCAACCUCUGUAAUACAAUAAUAGACUCAAUAUGAAAUUACGACUUUCUAGGUAUACAAUACAGGUAAUACUUGGAGCUUGGAUAAUAAUACUAAAUGUGUAUAUAUUCCUCUACCAUGCCGACACCAUAUCAGAAAGUUUAAAGAAUAUAACUAAUACUAAAGGAACUUCAGACAAUGAAGACUACGAUGACACCAAUGGUUGGUCCUUUGAAUUCGAAGAUAGUGAUGAAUAUAAUAAUAUGAGAAUCUAUCAAGGACUAAAUACUUCUAUUUUAGAUAGUACAACUAUAACGUUAUAUCAACGAUUUGCAGAAUUGAAAGAUGAUAGAAAUAUCAAGCCCAUAUUUUCAACCAAUUAUGAAUCUAUCUUUAAACAUCAUCCUGAGCCAUUAGAAAUUAUCGCUAAUUUGGAUUUUCAAGAACGAUGUGAUUUAUAUUUCCAACAUUUAUUCUUAAAUCGUCAUAAUUGGUAUGUCAAUCCAGAUGAAGCAUUGCCACUCGAAGGAAGAAAUGAAUUCGCCUAUAGAACAUGGAAACAUAAUAAAAUGAAUGAGAUGAAAGAUAAAUUUAAACAACAACAUAAGCUUGGUGAGGAUGAUGAUAUCGAUAAUGAAAAAUUAGAAGAAUUCAUCAAAUAUAGGUAUACCUUGUUCUGGAAUCAAACUUUGAAAGUUGAGCAAAAAUCAGUAGAUAUGAUCAAUAAUUUGAAAGUAUUUAAUAAGUGUUAUCUUACAAAAGAUAAACAAGCUAAAGAUCAAUUCAUUGAAAGUCAAAAAAGGUUUUCUAAAAUUAUUGGACGGGACAUUCCUUCAUUUCAAUUCACAUCCGAUGAGAAAACAGUUAAAAUAAAUACUAAAAACUGUAAUGACUUGGAAAUGAGAAUAUACCCUUGGUUAUCAAUGCAUUAUCCUAUUUUUGAAAAAUGGAAUGGGGAUAUUCAGUUGCAUCCUCCUAAAUAUAAUAAUUAUAAAAGUUCAACUCCUAAUCUAGAUAAAAAUAAUAAUAAUGGUUGUUUCUUAUCAAAAUUUAAAUCUGAUUUGGAUGGAAGAGGUAUUGUAUUAACUCUUGGAGAUACUCAUCUUGAAAAUACUUUGAAUUUAAUCAAACUAUUACGAGCCCUAGAUAAUACUCUCCCAAUUCAAAUAGUGUAUUAUGAUAAUCUUGGAGCAAAUACCAAGAAAGAGAUUGUCAAAGCGGCUCGUGAACCAUUUAAAGAUUUACCAGCAUCAUUUGAAAAUAUCAGUCAUAUGUUCCGUGAUAAUUACGAUCAUGGAUUACCAAAACAAGAGAUUUGGUUUGUAAAUGCAUUUAAUGCUGUUCAUGAAAAAUAUAGAGAUAAGUUCAGUUCUUAUGGUAAUAAAUUGUUAGCUACAGUAUUCAACUCAUUCGAAGAAUUCAUCUUGGUCGACUCGGAUAUAGUUAUAUUCAAGAAUCCAAAUUGGUUCUUUGAUAUUGCCAAAUAUAAAGAAUCAGGAGCUUAUUUUUAUAAGGAUAGAAGUACUGGAGAUAUUAGGCCCGAAUCAGACACCCACUUUUUCAAGAAAAUGUUUCCAUCAUCAAUUGAUUCAGUCAUGUUUGGAAUUCCAAUGGUUAGUGAAAAAACUCUUGACUUGGAAGGUAUGAAUGGUGAGUUCCAUUUUAUGGAAGCUGGUGUUGUAGCACUUGAUAGAAUUAGACAUUUUAAUUCAAUUUUAUUGAUGCCCCAAUUAUACUUCAUGAGUCCAUUUAAGCAUAGAAUAUAUGGUGAGAAGGAGUUCUUUUGGUUAGCAUUUGCUGUUAAUGGAGAUGAGGAUUAUGAAUUUGAUAAAUACUUCGCUGCAGCAGUUGGUGAGAUAAAACCUGAUAGAGUUAGGAAGAAUGGUAAACCAUAUCAAGCUAAGCAAAUUUGUAAUGCUCAUCCAGCUCAUUUAAGUGAUGCUGACGAUUCAUUAGUUUGGUUAAAUUCUGGGUUUCAUUUCUGUGGAAAGUACCAUUUAGUUGAUUAUGAGAAUGAUCUUAAGAAACAAGGAAACAGAUACCUAAAAACGUUUGAAACUGUAGAAGAAAUCAGAAAAUACUACUAUGAUCCUAUAGAUAUAGUACAUGCAAUUAUACCGCCAUUCAUAGAUGCUCACCAUAAUGACUUCCCAAAUUCCGAAGAAGAGCCUCCUACUGGUUGGGAGAUGACUCACGUAUUAUGUCAUGAUUAUAUGUGGUGUACGUAUAGUUCUAUUGGAGCAGGAGAAAAUUACCAUAAUGGUACUAUUAUUAAUUUUUCCAAAGAAGAAAGGGAUUACUUCAAAUAUUUAGGUGAUAUCUGGGUGGGAAAUGAGUAAAGAGAUAGGGUUCUAUAUAUUUGAAUAGUUUAUAAAAAUGCAAUUACCUAUAAUUUGUAUCAAAACAUCAUACUGAAUCACUAUAUACGUGAGUUACGUAGAUCCUUAUGCGCACGAAGCCA